GGGGUAAAUCAAAGACGUUUUGCAUCAAAAUUCCAUUUUUUAUUCAUCACUCGGUUUUCUGCUAGCACCUUUACCACACGUGGAUCUCAUUUUAUAUUAUUAUAUUUUAUAUCUCCAUUAAUACAGUUAUUUGAAGAGUUUUAUUGUAUUAAUAAAUCAAUUGUGCAUAAAAUCCACCAGGAAAUAUCAGUGAAAAUGCUAUCUAAUUGUGUGAAAAAUGAUGUUGAUUUGCGAGAUGGCGUAUCUUGCCGGGAAUUAUUUGCUAAUAAAGAAGGUUUAACUUACAAUGACUUCCUAAUUCUUCCGGGAUAUAUUGAUUACACGUCGGAUGUCGUGGAUAUUUCCUCACCACUAACAAAAGGAAUCACCCUCAAGACGCCUCUCGUGUCAUCCCCAAUGGACACAGUCACAGAAGCUGACAUGGCAAUUUCAAUGGCCCUUUUUGGAGGCAUUGGCAUUAUCCAUCACAACUGUUCACCGGAAUAUCAAGCGAAUGAAGUGAAUAAAGUAAAGAAAUACAAGAGUGGCUUCAUUCGCGAUCCUGUUGUUAUGGGCCCCAAGCAACGAGUAUCUGAUGUUCAGGAGGUAAAGCGCAAGCAUGGCUUUACGGGAAUCCCAAUCACAGAUACGGGCCGUUUAGGUGGUCGAUUGUUAGGCAUUGUCACCUCGCGUGAUAUUGAUUUUCGCGAGGAGGAGGGUGAUCUGUUGCUAGAGCAGGUAAUGACGAGUAUGGAGGACAUGGUGACUGCUCGUAGUGGUGUGACCCUUGAGGAAGCCAACAAUAUUCUCAAGACAAGCAAAAAGGGCAAGUUACCCAUUGUAAAUGACAGUGGCGAGUUGGUAGCUCUCAUUGCACGGACUGACUUCAAGAAGUCUCGCAAUUUUCCCAGUGCCUCCAAAGAUAGCAACAAGCAACUUCUUGUUGGCGCAGCAGUGGGUACUCGGGAAGAUGACAAGGAACGCUUGGCACUCUUGGUUCAGAGUGGUGUUGAUGUUGUAGUACUGGAUUCGUCUCAGGGCAAUUCCAUCUUUCAAAUUGAAAUGAUUAAAUUCAUCAAAAGAACUCAUCCAACAUUGCAAGUUAUCGCAGGCAAUGUUGUGACACGUGCACAAGCCAAGAAUCUUAUUGACGCGGGCGCUGAUGCCCUUCGUGUUGGCAUGGGAAGUGGCAGUAUCUGUAUUACGCAGGAAAUCAUGGCUUGUGGAAGUCCACAGGCCUCAGCUGUUUUUCAAGUAAGCUCAUAUGCCCGUAACUUUGGUGUUCCUGUCAUCGCAGACGGUGGUAUUCGCGAUGUAGGGCACAUUGUGAAGGCUCUGGCUCUGGGGGCAUCAAGUGUUAUGAUGGGUGCUGUUCUAGCAGGUACAUCGGAAGCCCCAGGUGAGUAUUUCUUCUCAGACGGUGUACGUCUCAAAAAGUACCGUGGAAUGGGUAGUCUGGAAGCGAUGGAGCGUGGAGAUGCCAAGGGUUCUGCCAUGAGUCGGUACUAUCAUAAUCAGAUGGACAAACUCCGUGUGGCACAGGGAGUAAGUGGAAGUAUUGUGGACAAGGGUAGUGUACUCAGUGUCCUAGACUACUUGCAUAGUGGUCUACAGAAGAGUUGCCAAGUGAUUGGAGCAAAGUCAGUGACUGCUCUGCGGGAGAUGAAUUACUCUGACGAAUUGCGUUUUACGAGACGCACUACAAGUGCCCAGAUGGAAGGCAAUGUGCAUGGACUGUUUAACUAUGAGAAACGCCUCUUCUAACAGCUACCUCAUGGUCCCCACAAACAUCAUGGGCAUUCAUGUGGGUAGCGGAAGACGUUUCAAUAGGCAGAGUUAAUAUAACUACUGUAAUUCCGAAAAUCGAGAUGAGGAGUAAAAUUAUAAUUGGAAAAAAAAGAAUAGCUCUUAAGGACAUAGUAAAAAUAUUUUUUUCUAGAUGUUUUAGAGAACUUCCAUCAGGAAAGUGUAUUAAGUGUCUAUUUUUAAAGAAAAUCUUAAUUGUUUUAUCCCCAAAAAAAAUUAUAUUAUACAUUAUAUAAAACUCACAAUAAAUGGCAUAAUAGUGGA
Phlebotomus papatasi is the source of this 2049-nucleotide messenger RNA. It is a transcript of the gene ras, whose product is annotated as inosine-5'-monophosphate dehydrogenase. The record is from RefSeq and is a predicted model, not a curated record. The coding region runs from base 196 to 1743 and encodes 515 amino acids. Gene Ontology annotation, cellular component: cytoplasm. The transcript is spliced from 4 exons. Gene Ontology annotation, molecular function: IMP dehydrogenase activity. Lineage: Eukaryota; Metazoa; Arthropoda; Insecta; Diptera; Psychodidae. Gene Ontology annotation, biological process: GTP biosynthetic process.